Molecule: messenger RNA, 3412 nt
Organism: Oryza brachyantha (malo sina)
Lineage: Eukaryota; Viridiplantae; Streptophyta; Magnoliopsida; Poales; Poaceae
Product: probable alpha-mannosidase At5g13980
Exons: 29
Coding region: 124-3186 (1020 amino acids)
Biological process (GO): mannose metabolic process
Molecular function (GO): alpha-mannosidase activity; carbohydrate binding
Source: RefSeq, a predicted model, not a curated record
UAGCUCACUCCACCCCCUCUCCUCCUCUCGCCGGCCGACGACCUCCGCCUCCGCCUCUCUCUCUCUCUCUCUCUCUCUCUCUCCCCUUCCCCGCCAUUCUAGAAGCUUCCGGAGGGCGCCGCCAUGAUGGGCGCCGCCGCCGCCGCAGCCCGCCUCGCGGCGCUCCUCCUUGUCGCGGCGGCCGCCGUCGGGGAGUGCGUGUACGUCCCGUACAACACGUCGGCCGGGGUGGUGAAAGGGAAGCUCAACGUGCACGUGGUGCCCCACACCCACGACGACGUCGGCUGGCUCAAGACCGUCGACCAGUACUACGUCGGAUCCAACAACUCCAUCCAGGGAGCGUGCGUGCAGAACGUGCUGGACUCGCUCGUGCCGGCGCUGCUCAAGGACGAGAACCGCAAGUUCAUCUAUGUUGAGCAGGCAUUCUUCCAGAGAUGGUGGAGGCAGCAGAAUGACAUGAUUAAGGAUAUAGUGAAGGGGCUCAUCAGCACUGGACGGUUGGAAUUAAUAAAUGGGGGAAUGUGCAUGCAUGAUGAGGCGGCUGUGCACUACAUUGACAUGAUAGACCAGACUACGCUUGGGCACAGGUUCAUCAAGGAGGAGUUUGGUCAGGUUCCAAGGAUUGGUUGGCAGAUUGAUCCAUUUGGGCACUCUGCAGUUCAGGCUUACCUCCUAGGCACAGAAGUAGGUUUCGAUGCUUUUUAUUUUUUCCGGAUUGAUUACCAAGACCGUGACACACGAAAGGGAACAAAAGAACUUGAGGUUGUGUGGAGGGGCUCCAAGACCUUUGGCUCAUCAGCUGACAUCUUUGCUGGCAUCUUCCCAAAAAAUUAUGAACCACCUCCUGGUGAGUUUUACUUCGAAGUCGAUGAUACUUCCCCAAUCGUCCAGGAUGAUCCCCUUCUUUUUGAUUAUAAUGUUGAGCAACGGGUGAAUGACUUUGUUGCUGCAGCUAUAGCACAGGCAAAUAUUACAAGGACAAACCAUGUUAUGUUUACAAUGGGCACAGACUUCAAAUAUCAAUAUGCAGAAAGUUGGUUCAGACAGAUGGACAAAUUAAUUCACUACGUUAACAAGGAUGGCCGUGUCAAUGCUCUGUAUUCAACACCUUCCAUUUAUACUGAUGCAAAACAUGCUGAAAAUGUGCCAUGGCCUCUCAAGACUAAUGAUUUUUUCCCGUAUGCAGAUGACCCAAAUGCAUACUGGACUGGUUACUUCACAAGCAGACCUGCCUUAAAACGAUAUGUUCGUGUUAUGAGUGGAUAUUACCUGGCAGCUAGGCAGUUGGAAUUGUUUAAAGGGAGGAGUAACUCCGAUCUCACAACAGAUAGCUUAGCUGAUGCUUUAGCUCUUGCUCAGCAUCAUGAUGCUGUUACAGGAACAGAGAAGCAACAUGUCGCAAAUGACUAUGCAAAGAGAUUGGCAAUUGGCUAUACAAAAGCUGAGAAGCUGGUUUCAUCUUCUCUCUCUUGCUUGAGUCAGUCAGGUUCAAAAUCACAUUGUCCGGCCCAUACAACGAAUUUUGGACAGUGUCCGCUCCUAAAUAUUACAUAUUGCCCCCCUUCUGAGAUAGACCUUUCUCAAGGGAAGAGUUUGGUUGUGCUUGUGUACAACUCUCUUGGGUGGAAACGAGAGGAUGUCCUUCGCUUACCGGUCGUCAGUGAUUCAAUUGUUGUUCAUGAUUCUGAGGGAAGAGAAGUGGAAUCACAACUUAUACCUAUAGCAAAUGCAUCUUUGCACAUGCGGGAGAAACAUGUCAAGGCUUACCUAGGCAUGUUACCAUCUGCAAAGCCGAAGUUUUGGCUUGCUUUUCCAGUUUCUGUGCCACCUCUUGGUUUCAAUACUUACUUUAUAUCAAGUGGGAAGAAAUCAGCAUCAGUCUCUUUGAUGUCCACUCUGUACCCAUCUCACGGAAGUGAGAAUAGUAAUAUGCAAAUUGGGCAAGGACAGUUGAAACUUCAAUAUAAUACAGCUGGAGUAUUGUCUCUGUACUCCGACAGUAAAACCCAGGUUGAAGCUAAUUUGGAGCAGAAGUACAAGUAUUACAUAGGACAGGAUGGAAAUGGAAGUGAUCCUCAGGCUUCUGGAGCAUACAUAUUUCGCCCUAAUGGCACAGUUCCUAUCAUGACUAAUGGACAGGUUCCUCUCACAGUUUUCCGUGGGCCCAUAUUGGAUGAAGUGCAUCGGCAGAUUAAUUCAUGGAUAUAUCAGAUCAACAGAGUUUACAAAGGAAAGGACUAUGUGGAGACUGAAUUUAUAGUUGGACCUAUACCAGUGGAUGAUGGAAAUGGAAAAGAAGUAGCUACUGAAAUUGUUACAAACAUGGCAACAAACAAAACAUUUUAUACUGAUUCCAGUGGACGUGAUUUCAUCAAAAGGAUACGAGAUUACCGGUCAGAGUGGAAGAUUGAAGUUCACCAGCCUAUUGCUGGAAACUAUUAUCCUGUUAACCUUGGCAUUUAUGUGGAAGAUGGCAGUAGAGAGUUAUCUAUUCUUGUUGACAGGUCUGUUGGAGGUGCCAGCAUAAAGGAUGGACAGAUAGAGCUAAUGUUACACAGGAGACUACUUCAUGAUGAUGGUCGUGGUGUUGCAGAGGCAUUAAAUGAAACAACAUGUUUUGAUAAUCGGUGUGAAGGACUAGUUAUUGAAGGAAAGUAUUAUCUCAAAAUUGAUCCACAAGGAGAAGGAGCUAGGUGGCGCCGGACAUUUGGCCAGGAAAUAUACUCCCCUCUUCUUCUUGCUUUUGCAGAACAGGAUGGAGGCAAUUGGGUGAAUUCACAUGUUACGAAAUUCUCUGCAAUGGACCCAACCUACAGCUUGCCUGAUAAUGUUGCACUGCUUACCCUUCAGGAACUUCAAGAUGGAAGUGUUCUUCUGCGGUUGGCUCACCUAUAUGAGGCUGGAGAGCAUAAGGAUCUUUCAGCUCUGGCUAGCGUCGACCUGAAGAGAGUGUUUCCAGACAAGAAGAUUGGCAAGAUUGUGGAGACCAGCCUAUCAGUGAACCAAGAGCGUGCUGCCAUGGAGAAAAGGAGGCUGAAAUGGAAGGUAGAAGGGCCUCCUGCUGAUGAAAAGAUCAUCCGGGGAGGCCCUGUGGAUCCUUCUAAGCUCGUGGUCGAUCUUGGCCCCAUGGAGAUACGCACAUUCCUCAUCAAUUUCUCCCAGCAGUCCGGCAAACAGUUGAUGUGAGCAUUUGGAAGGGGAGGGGUGAUGGCGCCAAUGUUGUAUUUUUAGGCUGAGUUGUCUUGGUGAUGAGCAAUAAGAAAUAAUUUGGCCAUGAUGACCAAAGGCGGAAAUGCAGUGGUUGCAUGAUUCCAGCCACUGAACCUGCUUGUAUCUUGUAAAUGAAUUUGGCUUCGCCUUAAGCUGAGCUCGGUUUCAGUGAAAAGAGGAAAUGAGGUGAACUUUUCGUCUC